UGUUUCAAUUCAAAAUGAAGCAGGGGACUAUUUUCGACCGCUUGUUAUCAAUGCGACGGCGAUGGUUCCCAGAGGUGUUACUCGAAAGUUCUGGUGAUUGGUAGCAACCAUGUCCGCACGGUUUAUUCCCACGGUGAAGCUAAACAAUGGUCUCGAAAUGCCGGCUAUCGGCUUAGGUACAUCGAUGUCCAAAGGAGACGAAUGCUGCAAGGCAGUUAUGACCGCCAUCGAUGAAGGGUUCCGUCACAUCGAUACGGCCUACAACUAUCGCAAUGAAGAUGUCGUCGGGCGGGCAAUACGAGCCAAAAUUGAAGAGGGAGUCGUUACGCGCGAGGAACUUUUUGUGACGACUAAGCUGUGGAACACAUUCCACCACCCAGAUCACGUGCCGAUGGCGUUCGGAAAGUCUUUGGAACAUUUGGGCCUUGACUAUGUCGACCUUUUUCUAAUACACAUGCCUUUCGGGUACGAAUUCAACGGAUGGGAUCCGGAGAAACGCACGCCUUUGGACGACAAUGGGAAUGUGCUGUGCUCCGACGAUGACUACGUGGACACCUGGAAGGCCAUGGAGAAACUGUUGGAGAGCGGAAGGGUUCACAGCAUAGGAGUUUCGAACUUCAACAGCGAACAGCUUGAACGGAUUUUGGCGAACUGUCGGGUGAAACCUGUGACCAAUCAAGUCGAGUGUAGUGCUAGGAUUAAUCAGAAACUUUUGAUCGAGUUUUGUAUGGAAAGAGACAUAGUGGUGACGGCUCAUAGCCCUUUUGGACGACCACAUCUGUUCGAGAAGAAUCCAAAAGACAAGCCGAAACCAGUGCUCGACGAACCAGAGAUUGUUGAAAUAGGGAAGAAGUUCGAUAAAAGUUCUGCUCAGGUUGUGUUGCGAUAUUUGUUACAAAACGGUGUUGUUCCUAUACCGAAGUCUACAAGUGCUCAGCACUUGAAGCAAAAUUUGGAAAUAUUUGAUUUCGAACUAUCAUCGGAUGAUAUGGCAAUACUAGAUGGUUUCAAUACCAAUCAACGAAUGGUUAGACUGAGCCUUCUAAAAGAACACAAAUAUUACCCAUUCAAUAUCCCGUUCUAAAUCGUUUGCAUUCAGGCAUCGGAAAUAAUACAGAGUAAACAUGUGCUAAUCUCAUGCUAUUUCUGCUCUAUCAUUGCGUCUGUUUAUCAUCACUUUU
Molecule: messenger RNA, 1181 nt
Organism: Aedes aegypti (yellow fever mosquito)
Lineage: Eukaryota; Metazoa; Arthropoda; Insecta; Diptera; Culicidae
Product: 1,5-anhydro-D-fructose reductase
Exons: 3
Coding region: 110-1084 (324 amino acids)
Cellular component (GO): cytosol
Molecular function (GO): aldose reductase (NADPH) activity
Source: RefSeq, a predicted model, not a curated record